AACAAAUUCUUAAAACUAUUAUAAAAUAAGUGAACCAAAAAGAAAAUUUUAAGAAAAAAACAAAAACAACAAAAAAAAAAGAAACACAACUUCUUCUAAGCCAUGUCACCUAUUGUUCAAAGAAUUCUUAUCUUACUUGGGAUCGUUUUCUGCCUUCAAUUGCAAGAAUCUACUGCACUUAUUUGCUAUGAUUGCAACAGCGAAUACGAUCCACGUUGUGGCGAUCCAUUCGAGCCAUACUCAAUAGGUGAAGUAAACUGUAGUAAACAAGAACCCCUUGAGCAUCUUAAGGACAAAUAUAAGCCAUCUUUGUGCCGUAAAACAACACAAAAAAUCUAUGGCAAAAUUCGUAUUGUCCGUGGUUGCGGCUAUAUUCCAGACGAUCGUGACGACCACGAAUGUAAUAAACGAUUAGGUACCCAUGAUGUACAAGCUAUUUAUUGUGCUUGUACAACUGAUUUGUGCAAUAAUGCUCAAUCACUCUUAAACUCUAAUAGGUACUCUCUGUUACGUCCACUGCCCUUAAUAUUUAUUACAGCUUUAUUAGCUGUUGUUACGAGUCAUUUCAAUUUGUUUCAAAAUUCUUCAUAAAUUCAUUAUACAAAAAAGAAAAGAAUUUUUUUUGUAGACUACAGACAAAAGAUAUAUAUAUAAAUAUAUAUAUAUUCUUAUAUAUAUAUAUGUGUAUAUAUAUAUAUAAAAAAAAUAAAUUUUAAAAAUUAUUAAAAAAGAAAAAGAAGAACAAAGAACGUAAAACUGCUUAAUAGAAAUAUAAACGUAGAUAUACAUACCAUAUAUAUCAAAAACAAAAAAAAAAAAUAAUAUAAAAAAUAAAAAAUAUCAAACUUCAAGGAAGAACUAAAAUUAAAAAAAAAAAAAAAAACAUCAUCAUUAAAAAUAUUAUUCUUAUAGGUUUUAUAAUCAAUUUUAUUAUAGUUAAAAAAAAAAAAAAAAUCAGUUGGUUUUAAAUUUGUCUUGUGUUUUUGUUUUGUUUAUUUUUGUUUCUGUUUAUUAAUUUAACUAAAACUGACAAUAAAAAAAAAAUUAAAAAAAAAAUACAAAAUUAUAAACUAAAAAAUUAAAUUGAAUAGAAACAUAUUUUACAAAAUAAAUCAUUACACAAGAAACCUUAAGUACUUUUAUUUAAUUUCAAAAACAAAAAAGAAAAGAUUAUGCUUAUUUUUAAUGUUGUUGUUGUUUCUUUUGUAAAGAUAUUACUUUAAACAUAUUACGCUCUGCAAAAAAACGAAAAUAUAAUUAAAUGUUCAACCUUAUAAAAAAAAUAAAAAAUACAAAAAAAUUCACCAGUCAUCACUUUGUCCACUUUUUAUUAUUAUUCGAGUACAGACAAAACAAAGAAUUAUAAAUAAAUGUAUUCAACACACAGAAUUAGUUUUCCUUUUAAAUUAAAAUUAAAAAAAAAAGAAAAUUAGUAAAAAUAAGAGCAAACAUUAAAAUAAAAAUAAAAAAAAAAAUUAGUAUUAAAAAUUAAAAUAACUAAAAUGCUAAGAUCUUAUAGCAAAAAUACAAUUUUAACUAUUUCGCGCUCUCAUUAAUCAUAUUUUGCUUAUAAAAAGAAAUCAAAAAAAAAUUAAGAAAAUAAAUGAAUUCCUGAGCGCGAAUCCUAAAAAAAAAAACAAAAAAACAAAAAAAUAGAUAGAAUGAUAUUUAACUAGAAAAUGCCUGCUACCCAUUUAACAAAAAAAAAAAAUUCAAUUCCAUUAUGAAAGAAAAAGAAAAUAAACUAGUGUAAAGCAAAAGAUAAAUUAUAAUAAAACAGAUUUACAAAAUGGAAAAAUAUUAUUUAGUUGCGUUAGAAUUAUCCAACAAACUAAAUUGAGGCUAGUGUGACAUAUUGUUAUCUGUUAAAGAUAGAAUAUAUUUUUGAUUUUUUUUUUUGUUGAAAUAAAAUAAUAUAAAGAUGUUAUUGGAGGCAGAGAAAGUUAUUAUAAAAUGUUAUUCAUAAGAAUACUAUAUAUUUUAAUUAAAUAGCUGCAGCGGCUGACCUGGCAGUAGCUCAGCCUUUUUGCAUUGCAUUCUCACAUGAAAUGUUGAGAAUUUUUUAUUGUAAAAGUUUAACGAUUCCGAUAAAUAUUGAUUUUAACAAAAUUAACGUCAAAAUCGAGCUACUGUAUUUUUUUUUUAAAUAAAUAUUAAACUUAAUUUAGAAAAAAAAAUUAAAUUCAAAUUUUUAUUAAUUUUCUUUCAAUAAAUACUAAAAUUGCACUUGGCAACCAUAUCUAUCUAUUCCCACCAAUUUGUUGUUGUUUUCUUGGCUGUAGCAGCUUCAACUGUCAACAAAAAAGCCUCACUAAAAAUCUUUCUCUGCCACAAAUUGUUGAAAGUGUUUUUCUUUUUUUAUUUAUUUUGACUUAAUUUUCCUAUUCUUGACAUUAUUGUGGGAAGGGAGGGGGAUUUAUGUGUUAAUUGGUCAUUGUUAUGAAUAGUACCUACUUAUAUAUAUAUAAUAUAUAUUUAUAUACUGUUGUGAAAUAAAUAAUGGAUUUGUUACACUGUAAACGUGAAUUUUUAAAAAUUACACUUAAAAAAAAAAAAAUAAACGAAUUAAAAUUAUUUGUUGUUAAAACUGUAACAGAGCAAAAAAAAAAAAAAACACAUUGUUAAUUGUUGUUAUCUUAGAGUCAAGUUUUUAUUUUUAUGUACAAUUUUUUUUUUGUUUUUAUUAAUGAGUAAGUAAUAAAAAAAAUAAAAUGCCAUAUCAUAUCAGGAAGUAAACAAAACAAACAAAUUUAUGCUUAUUAGGUGACAUUCGCCCAAAUUUGUUAAAAAAUGAAAAAAUAUUUAAAGCAAUGAAAGUCGUUUUCAGAGAGGAUCGAGCUACAAUUUUUGUCAUAGCGACUUUGACAUUUGUGAUUUCAAAAAGUUUUAGCCAUAUAAUGCCGUUUUCAAAACAAAAAUUGAGUGAUGUUUUUUGUGCUACAUACCUUGAGUUUAAAAUAGCAAAAACAUCAAACUUGAUAUUAUAAUAAUAAUAAAAAGAAAACAAAAAAAAAAAAAAACUAUUGCGCUCUUUAAAAUAAAUGACUUUUUUUUAUAAUUCAUUUCUAUGCGCUAACCUAUCGGUAUACAAAUUGUAUUCCUAAGUUUACUAAUCGAACUAAAAAAAAAAAACAGAUGUUAUAUCAUUUAAACAAAAAAGUAUUAAAAUGUUAAAUUGAAAUUAAAAAUAGAAAUAAAAUUAAAAAUAGGAAAUACAUUUUAAGUAGACAUAUUAUAUAAUUUUUUGAAUCUCAAGCUUUUUAAAAACCAAAAUUCAUAUCCAGAUGGUAGGUAUUAAUUGAUGUGUUAAUUUAUUGUUUUUUUUCUUUAAAUUUAGACUUGAAUUUAAAAAUACUAUCGUUAAUUAUUUAAUUAGUAAAUUUAAAUUUUAACUUUAACUUAAAAAGAAAAGAUUAAAAAAAGAACGUUAGUUUAUUUUCUUGAUUUAAAACAAUUAAAUGAAAAUAAAAAAAGGCACUUUUGCAGCGUGUGAACAUAUUACUUGUAACGGGUGUGACAACAGUUAUUGUUUAAUUAAGUGAAUUAAAAAUGUAUAAGCAUCAAUUAGCCGCGUUCCUUUGAAGUGGAGAUGGUUUGUAGGUCUAGUACUAAAGUCAACCUCUUGUUGUACUAAAUUUCUAUUCAUGACUAGUGUAACACCUUUAAAGGAACACGGCUAUUGUGAAUAAAUGUAAUAGAUUUCAGAAAAAUACUAUUUUAGAUGUCACAACUCUAAAAUAUUUUAACCAAACUAACAAUUUUUGCAUCUAUAAAGCUUUAUAGAAGCAAAAUUGUUAGUUAGGAAUGAUUAAAUAAAACAAUUUAAAAAAUCAAAACUGAAUUGCAUUUUAUGUCACAUUGGUUAUUUGAAUUUUGAAAAAGCAUAAAUUUCCCUCUAUCAUAUGAGCACGUUGCAAUUUUGUAUUCUUAUUCUAAAUCAAAAAUUUACUUAUUUUAUAAAUCAACAAAAAUAAAAAAAAAAAAAAAAUACAUAUUAGGUUUUCGUUUAACAAAAAGCAACAACAACGAUACAUAAAAACAAAAAAAUAAAAUUGUUUUAAUUAUGAAUUAUAAGUAUAUUAAAAAAAAAAAAAAAAAACAAAUAUGCUGUCAUCAUCUUUAAAUCUUAAAUCUAUGUUUUCCGUUACAAUCUUCAAACAAAGAGUCAAAAUACAAAAAUAAAAUGUUUUCAAUUUUAAUUCAACAAAGCUAGUUUUUUGUUUCAUUUCAAUUCCAUGUUUAAAUAAAGAAGAAUAUCAAUAUAUAUAUUUUCUAUGAAUUUAUGCCAAAUGGAUCAGAAAUCAGAAUUUCGAAUAAAUAGAGAUACCAUAAAAAUGAAUGGCAUAAAGAUUCUUAUAAUUCUCCUAUCAACAAGGUCAAUUUCGACUUAAGUCUUAGGACACUUGAUUCUUUUUGCUUGCAUGUGGUUUUGAAUUCAUUCUUCGUAAUUGCCGUUAUGUUAUUUGAGCCAAAAGUAAACUCAUUUUCUGACUUUCAUUAAUUUUUAAAUAAGGUAUGUUUUGAACAGAAUACACACAUUUGGAGAAAGAGCUAUCAGUUUUUUUAACAAUCUACAACAACUAUAAAUUGGUAAUUGACAGAUAUUAAAUUUCGAUAUCUUAUUAUCUUCUUAACUUACAAAAAUUUUGAAAACAGAGAAUGAUACCAACUCAAAUUGGAAUCUAAUUAAAAAUUUGGUUUUUUCAAAUAUUUCAGUACUUAUCAAUUAAUAGUUGUUGAUCACAAAACGGGUGAAUAACUGAGUUUAAGUUGUUUAGCUACUCGGUCAAAAUGUUUUGUAUGUGAACCAGAUUUUUGUUUAUUAACGAUUUAAAAAAGUAUUUUUUUACGAAUUGGAUGUUUUUUGAUAAAGCUAUAUCUACAGUGCAGUAAAUUUUACAAACAAAAAAACUCAGCAUUUACAUGUGGUAUUUUGAAAACGAUAAGCCCCGAAAUUACCAGUUUAGUCACUUUUAAAACAACUAGACCUAGUUUUGGCAGUUCAAAACUUCAAAUCCUGGUUGGGCUCACUUUUAGUCCUGUUAAUAUAAAAAACAUACAAAUAAAGCCUGGCGACUGAACAACAUAUUUGCCUGAGCGGGACAGAGGACCCAAUAUGAUUUUGAGAACCUGCGAAACGGUCCUGCUAAGUUACUGUAAUUAUUAAUAACAAAUUACAAAAGAGUUAAAACAUUUUUUUUUACCUUAAUGUAAACGCAUAUUUGUUGUAAUCCAAUGAUUUGUUUCCUUAAUUUAAGAACUAUUUUCAAAUUCAAAACUACGAGUUUUUAAAAUGCAUUUUUGAGGCAUCGAAAAUCCAGAAUUCGGAUUGGGUUGACAAAUCUAGGCUUAGCCAUUUUCUGCUUUUAAGCUUUACACAAAUACACAUGCAUAUUAUUCCCCUGGACAGCAGAUAAGUUUGAUUCUCUGUUAAAAAAUUCAAUAUUUUGAAUUUGAGCUCCUCCAAGACAAACUUAACCAAAAUAUAACUUGGAAAGUUUAACUAUAAAAUGUUGGCUAUUUUAGUUAUAAACUCAACAAGUAAAAUUUUUAAAACUGAAAUUUUAAUCUGGUACACAAGUGAUUUGAAAACUCAAAUUAUAUUUGAUUUUUCUGUUAUUAUUUUAUUUUCAAAUAUCUUCAACCAAAAAUUUUAUGAACUCAAAAUUUAUAGAAAACAAAAAAACAUAAUCACCAGAGUUGUGCUAUAUAGAUUUAUAUUUAUCAACAUAUAUAUUUAUAUAUAUAUAUAUUGUAUAAAUAAAUAUGUUAGAAAAAAUUGUUAAAUUUUGAAAAAAAAAAAAACAAAUAAAAUAAAUUGGACUAUACACGCUAGCAAUACUCAUUGAAUAAUUAAACAAAAAAAAAAAAAACCAACAAAAAGUAAAAUAAAUAGGUAAAUUUAGUUUAUUAGGUUAAAUCGUAAUAAAAUACAAAAAAAAUAUUAAAAAAAAAAA
Molecule: messenger RNA, 5957 nt
Organism: Episyrphus balteatus (marmalade hoverfly)
Lineage: Eukaryota; Metazoa; Arthropoda; Insecta; Diptera; Syrphidae
Exons: 3
Coding region: 103-591 (162 amino acids)
Biological process (GO): sleep; regulation of synaptic transmission, cholinergic; positive regulation of voltage-gated potassium channel activity
Source: RefSeq, a predicted model, not a curated record